Astyanax mexicanus (Mexican tetra) is the source of this 1332-nucleotide messenger RNA. Its product is annotated as guanylyl cyclase-activating protein 2-like. The record is from RefSeq and is a predicted model, not a curated record. Gene Ontology annotation, molecular function: calcium sensitive guanylate cyclase activator activity; calcium ion binding. NCBI's taxonomy places the organism in Eukaryota, Metazoa, Chordata, Actinopteri, Characiformes, Acestrorhamphidae. Gene Ontology annotation, cellular component: cone photoreceptor outer segment; photoreceptor inner segment. The transcript is spliced from 4 exons. Gene Ontology annotation, biological process: visual perception. The coding region runs from base 146 to 739 and encodes 197 amino acids.
CAAGGGAUGGCGAGGGCUAAACGGCUCUGUGCGGACAACUGACAUCCAUACAGAUUUCAGAUUUAUAUGUAAAAGAAGAAGAAAAGUGGAAUAAUUAGCUUUAAAAGAGGGAUUUCCUACUGAAAGGGUGUUGGUUUAUCAUAUAAUGGGUCAGGUACAAGGAGGUGAGGAGGACAGUGAAGUGGGCAUCUCUCAGAUUCAGGAGCUUUACAAGAAGUUUGCAGACGAGUGCCCCAGCGGAAAGCUGCACCUACACGAGUUCAAGAGGAUUUUUGGAAUAACGAGUGACUCGACCACAGAGGAAUCUGCGUACAUGGACAAUCUGUUCAGAUCAUUUGAUACUAAUAACGAUAACACCAUAGACUUCAUGGAAUACGUGGCUGCCCUGCACCUGGUUCUCCGUGGUCGGCUUGAGGACAAACUGAGGUGGUCCUUCAAGGUUUACGACAGGGACGGGAAUGGACGGCUGGACAAACAUGAAGUGAAACAACUCAUUAAGAUCAUCUAUAAACUGCGGAGGCAUGAUCGUCAACAGGACCCUGAAAAACUCACCCCAGAUCAGAUCUGUGACCGGAUAUUUGAACUUAUUGACGAAAAUAAUGAUGGUCAGCUUUCACUACAGGAGUUUGUAGAAGGGGCUCAAAAAGACAAGUGGGUCAUGGAGCAGCUCAGGCUUGACCUGCGACCCACAGGCUGGUUCAUCGACCACCAGGCUAAAAAUUCACCAACAAAGUCUUAGUCAUGAACCCAUGCUAACACAGACUCCGACUCCAACGCACAUCUGAAGAAGUGGUUCUUCAUUAUUCGUCAUCUACAGCAGGACAAGGUUACGCCAAGUCGUCCAAUGUACUGUAUUUCAUAUCCAGCAAAUAAAUGUUGCAUGAUUUGAGUAACACAUCAUGACAGAAUGAACUGAACAGAAGCAUCAGCUUCACUUCCUCCACAUGGAUAUAUAUACUGUAUUUAUAAGCACAUGAAUGACAAAAAAGGUUUUGUGAGAAGGUUUUCAAUCAUAAAGGAAUGUAUUUAAUCUGAUCUUUGUUUCUGUAUAUGCUGUAUAUGCUUAUUCAUAAAGAUCUGCGCCAUCUAUUAUACCACAAUAUACUGUAAUGAUGUCUUGUAAUUGUAAAAUACAGCCUUACUUGUGAAUGAAUUAUCUACCUGUGCAGCAGGAAAUGUCUGGAGUUGUUUUUUUUUACAAUCACAGACAACCCAACCAUUACGAGACAUAACAAAUUUGGUUGCUUGGUCAGUCCAUCACCUUUACCCUCAGCCUCUUUAAUAAAGCAGCGGUCGUCUUAGAGGUGUGUUUGGGGUCAUUAUCAUGCUAAA